Molecule: messenger RNA, 1742 nt
Organism: Pristis pectinata (smalltooth sawfish)
Lineage: Eukaryota; Metazoa; Chordata; Chondrichthyes; Rhinopristiformes; Pristidae
Gene: dctn2
Product: dynactin 2 (p50)
Exons: 14
Coding region: 16-1440 (474 amino acids)
Biological process (GO): mitotic spindle organization
Cellular component (GO): cytoplasm; centrosome; dynactin complex
Source: RefSeq, a predicted model, not a curated record
ACUACAACUCCCAGCAUGCCCCCCGUCGUCUCCUCUCCCGCCCCGCUGCGGGGUUACGUCACCGCGUCGCUCAGCGGGGGGGGGGCGGGCCCGGCAGAUCUCGCGAGAGCAGGCGGUGGUCGGGAGCCGGCGGGCCGUCGUCGGUUGAGGAGAGCGGAGGGAUGGCGGCGGCGGCGGAGACUCGAUUCGGUCGCUUUUCUCUCGCUCGUCCCGACCGCCGGAGGAGAGGAGGAUGGCGGACCGAAGUACGCCAACCUGCCGGGCAUCGCCUUCAACGAACCCGACGUUUACGAGACGACUGACCUGCCCGAGGACGACCAGGCGCAGUUCGAAGCGGAGGAGUUGAACAGUGAGAGCGUGGAACGCAUCGUCGUCAACCCCAAUGCGUCCUAUGACAAGUUCAAGGACAAGCGGAUCAGCACCAAGGACAUCGAUUUCUCUGACCGGAUCAGCAAGGCGAGGCGGACUGGAUACGAGUCAGGGGAUUACGAGAUGCUGGCUGAAGGAUGCGGGGUCAAGGAGACCCCCCAGCAGAAGUACCAGCGCCUGCUGCAUGAGAUGAAGGAGCUGUCCGAGGAGGUGGAGCACAUCAAGAAUUCCGUGAAGGACUCCGCGGCGGAGGAGAAGCUGACUCCGGUGGCCCUGGCCGGCCAGGUGGCCUCCCUGAAGCAACAGCUGGCCACCCUGCAGCUGGAGAAGGUGCUGGGACCCGACGCAACCAUUGACCUGACUGAUCCCGAGGGAGCAUUGGCCAAGCGCCUGCUGGCCCAGCUGGAGGCCACCACCAGGGAGACGGGCUCGGGCACGGCCGGGAAAAGCCCCGUCAGAGGAGGGGAGGGGAACGCAGUGACGUACGAGCUGUACUACAGGCCGGAGCACACCCGCUUCACCCAGGCAGCAAAGCUGGCAGAGCUGGAAAAACGUAUGGCAGACCUGGAAGCAGCUGUGGGCACCAGCUCGGACAGACAGAACCCAUUGACCGUGGGACUGCAAGACGCCUCUCUCAUGGGAGCUGUUGAGAUACUCCAGGCCAAAGUGAGCACGUUGGACCCAGCUACAUUGGACCAGGUCGAAGCAAGGCUGCAGAGCGUUCUAGGGAAGCUGAACGAGAUCGCCAAACACAAGAAGGCCAACGAGGAUGCAGAGACCCAGAGCAAGAUCGCCCAGCUGUAUGACCUGGUGCAGAAGUGGGAUGGGAUGGUCACCACCCUGCCGCAGGUCGUGGAGAGACUGGUGGCCGUGAAGGAUCUGCAUGAGCAAGCGAUGCAGUUUGCUCGGCUCCUGGCUCACCUGGACUCCACGCAGCAGAUGAUCACCAGUACCAUGAGGGACAACAACUCUCUCCUGACACAGGUACAACAGACCAUGAAGGACAACAUGGCCCUGGUGCAGCAGAACUUUGUCACCCUGGACGCCCGUGUGAGGAACCUGGCGGCGUAGGAACCCCGGCUGCUCACUGCCUGCGGGAGGGGAGGGUUGGGGUUGGGGGGGAGGGAGGGGGAGGGUUCAGCACAUUAUUUAACCAUCCGAAGCUCAGCCCCACAACCCUGCCCCGCCUCUUCCCUCCCCUCGGCCGGGACAGAUGGACACCACACCUCUCGUCAUCCCCCCCAUCCUUCCCGUCUGUAACCCAAGCCCCUCCGCCCUGGACGGGCAACCCUUCCGGACACUAACUGCUCUGGCGCGCGCCCUCGCUUGUAGACGCAUUAAAGGGCCGCGGCCCCGUUCUGUCUCUUGCUCCA